Acipenser ruthenus (sterlet) is the source of this 4287-nucleotide messenger RNA. RefSeq names its product rho guanine nucleotide exchange factor 16. Bases 835 to 2994 code for a protein of 719 amino acids. The transcript is spliced from 15 exons. NCBI's taxonomy places the organism in Eukaryota, Metazoa, Chordata, Actinopteri, Acipenseriformes, Acipenseridae. The record is from RefSeq and is a predicted model, not a curated record. Gene Ontology annotation, biological process: activation of GTPase activity. Gene Ontology annotation, molecular function: protein binding; guanyl-nucleotide exchange factor activity.
UUAUUGUUCGUGUUUUAGCACAGCCUUGUCACUGUGUGCUUUUAAAACAAAACAAGAUGUAGAACGCGUUUUACGUAACCAGGGAACGUUCAUUAUAUAACGAAAUCUGUUUUAAAUAAAUUUAAAAAAAAAAAAAAAAAACCUUCGACUAAUAGCAAAUCAGACGGGAAUGUCAACCCCUAUUGCACAGCAGUUCAGUUUUCCUCAUUAUUAUUAUUUUUUUUUUAAUAACGCACAUAGGUAAACCCCAUUGUCUUAUUAGCUAAACCCUGCAGUUUGAUUUAUGUGUUUGCUUCAGAGUUACGUUUUGUACUAAUUUUUGACAUUUGAUAAGUUUAAAGUUCAAAAUUUAAUUUCACCCAAGUCCCUGCACUUGGUCGUUUUUUCCUCAUUUUAAAUGCUUUCAGAGUUGUGGCUGAGUAAACUGCCCGGUGUUUGUGUUGAGUCUGUUAUAAAUAGAUUACAUGCAGGGGCGUGAGGAGUGGAAGACUGUGUUGUGUGAGUAAGCGUGACACAGAAUCCAACUAUAGGCGUCUGGGUUGAGGGGAAAUUACAAAGCCUCACAAGGUAAUCGCUGAAACAAAAAAAAAAAAACACCGUGGCGAAAUGAGGCAACCCCCUCAGCUUUAGGGUUUUCACAGGAUUGAUGCUGGCAUUGCUGAUGGUUGCAAGGUCUGGAGUCCUCCAGGUUUUGAAAUCCUUAUUUCCUUGAAAAAUGAAAAGGAUGAGAAGCUCCUGUAGUGCUGUAGAACCCGCAGGUGUAGAUUUUGAUUUCUAAACAAGGGGGUUAUUUUUAAUGUUUUUCUGGAGGGGGUGGGGAGAAGCAAAAACAGCAUGACCCAGCGGCACUCGGUCGGUUCAAUGGGGGACCAGGCCCCACUCCUGCUGGCGGGACAGUUUGCCUCUGACCUGCAGCUGGAUGCCAGCCGCAGCGAGCCCUCGGCUGCAGCAGCAGCAGCCACCCCAUCCCGAGAAAAGCACCACUCCCUGGGGCACCUCCCAAAGGUGGACUUGUCCCUGCCCAAACUCUCCGCCUCUCCGGAGGACGAGCCCAAGAAGAUCAUCCUGAGCACACAGAGCGAGGCCUCCCGAAGGCGAGGCACCCAGCAGCUUAUUCCCAAGGGCCUGGCAGUGGCCAGCAGGCCCAAACAGAGGUACCACACCACUGGGGUGAGCAUGCCCAUGUGGGAGGCCAUCUCGCAGCAGGAGAAGCGUGCCUCUGUGCCAGUCGUGAGCUGGGAGGAUUACAACGCGGAUGAUUUUGAUGAGGAGGGCGGUGGCAUGCUGAGCAGGAAUCGGAGGAAUCAGUCCUACCGAGCGGCGGUCAAGGGCUUCCACAACGGGGCCCUGGAGCCUGUGAAGACAGGGGCCCCUGAGCCUGUGAAGACAGGGGCCACUCUGAAACCCGUCCAGGAGGAGAGGGCCCCCAGCCCGCGCAGCCCCGGCAGGAGCAAGAAAUCUUUAGGACGGAAGAGGAAUACAAAGCAUGGUGGCUCCUUCAAAGAUGAGCCGCGGCUGUACCAGGAGAUUCAGGAGAGGGGGCUCCACUCCAGCAACCAGGACCCAGACGAUGAUUUUGUGCACGUGGAGCAGCCAGGGCCGGAUGAGGGAAUCGUGGUCAGGAACUACCGACCCACCCAGCUGACCUGGAGCCAACUGCCGGAGGUACAAGAACGAGGCAUCCUGGAUCAGAUCUCACCCGAGGAGCGCAAGCGACAGGAGGCCAUCUUCGAGAUCAUCAUGUCCGAACACUCGUACCAGCACAGUCUGGACAUCCUGGUGCGCCUCUUCAAGAAGUCCAAGGAGCUGAGGAAGACCAUGAACAUCACGGAGCACCACCAUCUCUUCUCCAACAUCUCCGACAUCCUGGAGGUCAGCAAGAGGUUCUUCUCCGACCUGGAGAAACGACACGCGGAGGACCCGCUGAUCAGAGACAUCAGCGACAUCGUGGAGAACCACGCCUCCACCCACUUCAAACCCUACAUAAUCUACUGCUCCAAUGAGGUUUACCAGCAGAGGACGCUGCAGAAACUGCUGGCAAGCAACACAGCUUUCAAGGAGGCUCUGAAGCACAUCGAGAUGACGACGGAUUGCGGGGGGCUGCCCAUGAUCUCCUUCCUCAUCCUGCCGAUGCAGAGAGCGACCCGCCUGCCUCUGCUUAUGGAUACUAUCUGCCAGAAAACCAGCACACACCUUGAAGAAUACCACUCUGCAGUGAAGGCUUUGAAAUCCAUCAGCAAGCUGGUGAAGCAGUGCAACGAUGGAGCCCGCAGAAUGGAGAGGACCGAACAGAUGUACACCAUACAGAAGCAGAUGGAAUUUGGCAAGAUUAAGCCCUUCCCCCUGGUGUCUGCGUCACGGUGGCUGCAGAAACGUGGCGAGCUGGCGGUCUGCACAGAGGAGCUCAGCAUCUUCUGGAAGACUUUCACCAACAAGAGCUACUACUUGUUCCUUUUCAACGACGUGCUCAUCGUCACCAGAAAGAAAAGUGAGGAGAGCUAUCUGGUGAUGGACUACGCCACUUUGGAGCAAAUAGAGGUGGAGCUUCUAGAGAGCAGCGAGGGGCAGCUGGCGAGUGGUUCGCCCCGCAGCAGCUCCAGCCCCAACAUGUUCAAGGUGGUGAUGAAGAGGAACAGCGAGGGCAAGGAGGAGCAGAUUGCGCUGGUCGCAGAGUCGCCGAGUGACCGAGCUCGCUGGGUCAUUGCCCUCCAGCACCACAAACACACAGACAACGAGGACUUAAACAAAGAAGAUCUGCCGCAGGUGGAGAUCAUAAAGGGCCACAGGGCCAAGCAGCCAGACGAGCUGAGCUUGCAGCAGGCUGACGUGGUCCUGGUACUGCACAAAGUGGAGGGCUGGUACCAAGGGGAGAGGCUGCGGGACGGGGAGAGAGGCUGGUUCCCUUCGUCCUGCGCCACCGAGAUAACGAACCGCAUCGCCGUGGAGCGCAACGUGCGCCGCAUGGAGAGACUGCGCAAGGAGACAGACGUGUGAGCGAGUAGAGAGCCACCAGUCAGGGAGCAGAGAGACACCCAGACUGCAGCAGCUGCACGAACGCAGCCAGAACACCUGCAGCGAAUUUGGGACGCAGUGCAGUUCUGUGGCUGCUUAACACAGAGGUUCAUUUGAAAUGGAUCAGUAACACAGGAGCCCCCCUAGACUGUGUUUCUACUGGCAAACUGCAUGUGAGCUGUAAUGGACUAUCCAGAUUAUAUUGAUAUUAUUUUUAUUUUUUUUUUUGCUGAUAACCCAGACGAUUUGGGUGAACAGCAUCUCUGAGCUUCAGAAUAAAUGGUUUAUAUCCCCUUCAGUCACUGCGUGUAUAAUUGUACCACAAUGUUUCCUAUCUGUCUAGUUUCUAAGUUUUGGCAGGACAACUUCUCAAACUCCAUAGAGUUAGACAAAAAUGUAAAUGUAAAUAAGAAGUCGUGACCGACUGGGAUAUACUUGUAUAGAACAUAUCUGUAUAUUUUAAAACAAUAAUAAUAAUUCUGUUUGUCUGUAAUUGCCUUUGGAUCCCUCUGUAUGUGAGUGAGAAUUCUGCCACACAGGGCGCUCUGUUUGAAUAUUCGGGGGUGGGUGGGGCGGUAAGGUAUAGUGAAAGCCCCUCCUCUUGUUUGGAAUUGUUUCAAUUCAGCUAGAUCGCAGAUGUUCAUACUUGCUUACUAUGUCUCAUAUCGUCGAUUAGCGUCUGUAUUAAGCGGUCUGUCAGGAGUGAGCUGCAGCAUGUGUUUUGUAACACUCUAGUCCAGGUUGUGCUUCUGUAACGUUAUCUAAUUUGUGCUUGAGGGAAGAAAGAGAAGGAAUACUGGUGUCUUAAGAGGCGGGUGUACAAAAAACAUAUUUUUAUACUGGGAAUGAAAGGGAUCUUUUAAGAGUGUGCCAAUACUUAAAAAUGUAAUGUAAAAUAUAUCUAUGUAUUUUAAGGGGAAAGAGGAUGGUUAAUUUAGAUAACUAAUUUUUAGGGAAGAAAUUGUUUUUCUGUUUUUGGCAGUAUUCCUGUGAAAUUGGCUUUUUUAUUAUUAUUUUCUUUUUGUUGUUCUAGGAGAGCUUUUGGGACAUUUUCAAAGCAUUUACUUCAGUCUUUUAAUUACCUCCUAUUUCUUAAUAGGUGCUUUUUAUUUUUUUUAAAAUAUGUAGUUAAUUUAAAGUAAAUGCUUUGGAAAUAUGUCCCUUUAUUCCUUCCUUACCCUGUGCUAAUGAUGCCAAGCUACAUCGUAUAUAGUGUGUGUCUGUCUGUCUGUCUUUCUCAUUUCAGAUUCAAUUAAACUGUAUGCUUGUAAAUCA